ACAUCCAUAAACCGCAAAAGUACAUCCAGUCGAGUCUAUAAAAAGAACGCCUAAACAAUACAAUUACGCAUGCGUCAAGUUUCAUUUCGUUUGCUCGACAUGGCGUUGUUACUGCAGUUCAGCACUGGGACCCGCAACCUUUUAUUUAAGCAGUUGGUGAAACCAACUGUAGCUUCAGUAUCUCAAACUCGUGAUUUUCACUUCAGAAUCCAUGGCCGUAACACUGAUGCUAAACACUCUGCAUCAGCCCAAAUAACCCGCGACUAUCCAGUCAUUGAUCACACAUACGAUGCUGUUGUCGUAGGUGCCGGUGGCUCAGGAUUGAGAGCAGCCUUUGGUUUGGCCAAUGAAGGUUUCAAAACAGCAUGUGUAACCAAACUGUUUCCAACCCGUUCCCACACUGUGGCAGCUCAGGGAGGUAUCAAUGCUGCUCUUGGUAACAUGGAAGAAGAUGACUGGCGUUACCAUUUCUAUGACACAGUGAAAGGAUCAGAUUGGCUUGGAGAUCAAGAUGCUAUCAGCUACAUGUGUGAAGAGGCACCCAAAGCUGUCAUUGAGCUGGAAAACUAUGGUAUGCCUUUCAGUCGUUUGGAAAACGGCAAAAUAUAUCAACGUGCAUUUGGUGGCCAGAGUUUGAAAUAUGGGAAAGGAGGUCAAGCACAUCGCUGUUGUUGUGUUGCUGACAGAACUGGCCAUUCAUUGCUUCAUACUUUAUAUGGAAGGUCCCUUAUGUAUGAGACACAGUACUUUAUUGAAUAUUUUGCACUGGAUUUGAUUAUGGAAGAUGGCGAGUGUCGAGGCGUGAUUGCUCUUUGUCUGGAAGAUGGUUCUAUUCAUCGAAUCCGUGCCAAGAACACAGUCAUUGCAACCGGUGGUUAUGGAAGAACUUAUUUCUCCUGUACAUCGGCCCAUACCUGUACUGGGGAUGGUACUGCAAUGGUCAACAGAGCUGGUCUGUGCAAUGAAGAUUUGGAGUUUAUUCAGUUUCACCCUACUGGUAUUUAUGGUGCUGGCUGCCUCAUCACUGAAGGAUGCCGUGGAGAAGGUGGCUAUCUGAUCAAUGGUGAAGGUGAACGUUUUAUGGAACGCUAUGCUCCAAAUGCCAAAGAUCUUGCUUCUCGUGAUGUCGUAUCUCGUGCCAUGACAAUUGAAAUUCGUGAAGGCAGGGGUGUUGGUCCUGAUAAAGACCAUGUUUAUCUACAGCUUUCUCACUUGCCUGCGGAAGUUCUUCACUCUCGUUUACCAGGAAUCUCUGAAACUGCCAUGAUAUUUGCCGGUGUUGAUGUCACUCGUGAACCUAUUCCUGUCUUACCCACUGUGCAUUACAACAUGGGUGGUGUCCCAACCAACUAUAGGGGACAGGUUAUUACAUACAGACCAGAAACUGGAGAUGUUGUUGUUCCUGGGCUCUACGCAUGUGGAGAAGCCGCUUGCGCAUCUGUCCAUGGAGCUAACCGCCUUGGAGCUAAUUCAUUGCUGGAUCUGGUUGUGUUUGGUAGAGCAUGUGCCAACACCAUAGCUGAAGAGAAUAAACCAGGAGAAACCAUUGGAAAGAUUUCUCAGAAUGCUGGUGAAGCGUCUGUUGCCAAUCUUGACAAACUGCGCCAUGCCAAUGGAAGUAUCUCAACAGCAGACUUGCGUCUGAAGAUGCAAAAGGCCAUGCAGGGUCAUGCUGCAGUAUUCCGAGAAGGUGAUACUCUGAAGAAAGGUUGUGAUGUGAUGGAUGGCAUUUAUACUGAAAUGAAUGAUCUAAAAGUGAGUGAUCGUGGAUUGGUUUGGAAUACAGAUCUCGUUGAGACUUUAGAACUACAAAAUCUCAUGUUAAAUGCUGUGCAGGCUAUCCAUUCUGCCGAAAAUAGGAAAGAAUCUCGUGGGGCUCAUGCCAGGGAGGACUUUAAGGACCGAGUGGAUGAAUACGACUACAGUAAAUCUACUGAAGGACAAGAGAAGAAAUCUGAUCAUUGGAGAAAACAUACCAUCAGUUAUUGUGAUCCUGAAACAGGGAAAGUUGAACUUAUCUACAGACCUGUAAUUGAUGACACACUAAAACCAGAAGACUGUCCAUAUGUCAAGCCAGCAAUUCGUUCUUAUUAAGUUAUUUUCUAGAAAACCUAAGAACCUUAGCGUUGGCCACCUCUUUUAGACGUUACCUGCAGCUGUCACAAAUAUAUUUAUGGUUUCUGGAUAUCUUCAUCCUUUUCUCACAACUGGAAAGAAACUUAUAUAAACAUUCACACACAGAGACACACACGUAUGUUGAUACAUAAAUACAUAUAUACAUACAUACAUACAUAAAUACAUAUAUAAUUAAAUAAAAUAAGCACAUCCACUUUGGAGAACAUUCUGGGUUUACCCAGUCUUGUAUAGAUAUUAAAAUGUUUUUAAAAAAAAAA
Messenger RNA from Octopus sinensis (East Asian common octopus), 2393 nucleotides. Its product is annotated as succinate dehydrogenase [ubiquinone] flavoprotein subunit, mitochondrial. Lineage: Eukaryota; Metazoa; Mollusca; Cephalopoda; Octopoda; Octopodidae. Bases 70 to 2094 code for a protein of 674 amino acids. Gene Ontology annotation, molecular function: flavin adenine dinucleotide binding; electron transfer activity; succinate dehydrogenase (quinone) activity. Gene Ontology annotation, biological process: mitochondrial electron transport, succinate to ubiquinone; tricarboxylic acid cycle. The transcript is spliced from 16 exons. The record is from RefSeq and is a predicted model, not a curated record.